ACUAAUCAGUCGCAAUAGAAAAAUAUCUACUACUCGUUGCAAUUAUAUCACUCGAGAAUCGAGAUAGUGCAGUGUGUUAUCAGUCACUUCUACCAAAAUUAUUGCUUCUGUAACUCUGUUUGUGUGGAGUUUUAUCGCUUUUCAUCCAAAAAAAUUGCAGAGAUGGAUGUGUUGAAACUCCACUGGAUAUUGGGGGCGAUCGUUGCUUUCCUGUUUUUAAUUCCAACAAUUCAUGGCUGGGGACAAGAUGGUCACCAUACUGUUUGCAAAAUUGCCGAGAAUUAUCUCACGGACGAAGCUUUGGCUGCAGUGAAAGCCUUGCUUCCAGAUUCUGCGGAAGGUGAGCUUGCUGCUGUUUGCGCCUGGGCAGACCAGGUUCGCUGGCACUAUCACUGGAGCAGCGCUUUGCAUUAUGUAGAUACACCUGACUUCAGGUGCAACUAUGACUACUGCAGAGACUGUCACGACUCUGCUGGACGCAAGGAUCGAUGUGUCACUGGAGCAAUUUAUAACUACACAGAGCAGCUUAUGUCAGCGCACGAUGAUUCUGGUUUAUAUGCAACAAGCCAUAACCUGACAGAGGCACUUAUGUUCCUAUCACAUUAUAUUGGUGAUGUCCACCAGCCAUUACACGUGGGCUUUCUUGGAGAUUUAGGUGGUAAUUCAAUCACCAUCCGUUGGUACCGUAGGAAAACAAAUUUGCAUCAUGUGUGGGACAAUAUGAUCAUUGAGUCUGCUCUAAAGACAUUCUACAGUAAAGAUCUGUCUGCAAUGACCCAAGCCAUUCAGAAAAAUAUCACGGCUGCCAUGGUUGAUGAUGUAUCUAAUGAGAACUGCAAGGGUGCAGUAUGUCCAGAUCUGUAUGCUUCUGAAAGCAUCUCUUUAGCUUGUAAAUAUGCUUACAGAAAUGCCACUCCUGGAAGCACCUUAGAAGAUGAUUACUUCUACUCUCGGUGGCCUGUUGUUGAGUCUAGACUGGCCCAAGGUGGGGUCAGAUUGGCAACUCUUCUCAACAGGAUCUUCUCCAAAAAUAAGUCAAUUGCAGUAGAAUAAUAUAGGUUGAGGAGAUCGAGAUGUACUCUACGAUAAAUCUCGAGAGGGACCUCUAUUUGUGCCACUCCUCUUGGCUUGUACAAUUCCCCCACGCCAAGACUUAAGUUUCCAAAUUAAGUAGUUGGCUAUCUUGGAAGUCAACAUUGCUGCUCUGCUAAGAAUUGUACUUUAAAUUAUGUAGCUAUUGCUUCUGCUAAUCUGGAAUUUGCCUCUGUAUGUUGCUUUUUUUGUAAAAGCAACUUAUAAGACACAUGAAAGAUGAGCAGUAUUUAGCUUGUACGCAUUGUAAACUAUCAAUAGUUUAUGUAUAUAUAUGCUAAUGCAGAACUAGCUUGUAA
Salvia hispanica is the source of this 1391-nucleotide messenger RNA. Its product is annotated as endonuclease 4-like. Gene Ontology annotation, molecular function: nucleic acid binding; endonuclease activity. The record is from RefSeq and is a predicted model, not a curated record. Gene Ontology annotation, biological process: DNA catabolic process. NCBI's taxonomy places the organism in Eukaryota, Viridiplantae, Streptophyta, Magnoliopsida, Lamiales, Lamiaceae.